UGGGGACUGAGUAACAGGGUGUGACAAUUAAAAGCUGUUGUCCAGGAUUCCUGCACACCAAGAGACAGCUGUGACCAUGAGUAACUCCAAGAAAGUCAGGGAAUUGAAGACCAGUGGCAUCAGAUCUUCCUCUAAGGGCUCUGGGCUCCAGCCAAGUUUUGAACUUUAUAGAUUUUCAGUUGUCAGUGUCUCCAGUUCCCAGAGUGAAGAGCAUAUCUAUACUGAAGUGACAGAGGUAAAACCUAAAAUUGGGUGUGUGAGACAUGGCCUUGUUCCCUUGGUGCUGCAGCUGCUUUUCUUCACUCUCUUCUCUGGGGUCCUUGUGACAUUUCUUCUCCAAGUUCCAAAGGUGCCCUGCACCAAGGAUCAGGAGGAAAUCUACAAGAAACUCACACAACUGAAGACUCGAAUAGACCUCCUAUGUCGUCCCUGCUCCUGGGACUGGAUGCUUUUCCAUGGAAAUUGUUACUUCUUCUCCAUAACUAAACAUAACUGGAAUGAUUCUCUCACUGCUUGCAAGGAAGUAGGGGCACAACUCAUCAUCAUUGAAAGUGAUGAGGAGCAGACCUUUCUACAGAAGAUGUGUAAGAGUAUAGGAAAUCUCUGGAUUGGGCUCUCAGACAUAAAAGAGGAAGGCUCAUGGCAGUGGGUGGAUGGUUCACCUCUGUCACUAAGCUUUAAAAACAAAUAUUGGACCCCGUGGGAAACCAAAAAUGCUUCAGAGAAAGACUGUGUAGAGCUGACAAAUGAUGGCUGGAAUGACAACAAUUGUACAUUGAAGAAUUUCUGGAUCUGCAAGAAAUCGUCAAUAUCGUGCUUCAAAAAUUGAUGUUCAGGUCCUCCCCUCAUCCCUUGCAGCUCCACCCUCCCUGAAAACUGACCAGACUUUACCUACACUUGUGGUGACCAUGUCUCCAUAUUUGCAUCAAGGAACCCUUAAUAGCUCAGCUGUUGUCUUCUCUUAUGUCUCUUAUCUUCUCAGGUGCUGGUUCAUUCCUAUCUUUCCUCAGAUAUCUCCAGACCCCACUUGGCUUAUUGGUUGUUGACAUGGUCUUUCUUUGCAAUUUAAUACAAUGGCUAGGUGUGAUACAUCCUCAGGGACUAUGCAUUUAUAAUACAAAUGUUGAUUUCCUUGCUGAGAUUGGAGAGUCGGUAUUGCCAUGCUUUGCUCUAUAACACCAGAGUCUCUACACUAUCCCAUCCCUGCAUCUUCACCUUCCAUCCAUUCAUCGUCCAUCCGUCUCCUCCUGUACAAAACUUCUGAUAAGUUUCCCCAAUUAUUUCAGUCCUAUCUGCAGCCUGAGUGCAUCCGUGGAUUAAUCCACCAAUCAAACAAUGUUUUGGGUAUCGACUCUCUCUUCCAUUGGUAGUGGUGUGACAUAUGGGUCUCCCACAUCUCUCUUUAAGGAAAGACAUGUUGCCGUCAUGGAGGUACUUAAAUAUGUUUCUUGCCCCACUAUUCAUAAUAGUUAAGUUAGGGAGCCCACCUUGGUAGCCAGCAAUGGAAGAAUAAAGGUUUCUGUUGCUGUGAUAAAUACCAUGACCAAAGGCAUCUCCUGGACAUUGGGGUUCAUUUCACCUUACACCUCAUCUUACAUCAUCAAAGGAAAUCAGAGCAAGAGCUCAAAGCACAAACUGACACAAAAGUUAUGGAGGAAUUCUCUUUAUUGUCUUGCUCGCCAUAGCUUGCUGAGCCAGCUUUCACAUAUUUCCCAAGAUUGCCAGCCUAGAUAUGUCAAUAAUCAUUGUGAUAUUGGACUUCCUACAUCGAACACCAAUAAAGAAAAUGCCCUACACACUUGCCUACAGAACACACUUUUUUCAAUUAACAUUGUUUUUCUAUAAAUUACCUUAACUUGUGUCCAGUUGAGAAGAAAAAACUGGCCAUCACAACAGAAUAGAAUUUUUCUCAGUCAUAAAGAAUACAGUCAACACUCUCUGCAAGAUCAUGGAUGCAACUAGAGAUAACCACAUUGAGUGAACCAAGGCAGUCUCAAGAAGACAAAUGUAUGUUAUCCAAAUUGUGGUUCAUAUACAGUUACAUAAGAUCAUGUAUGCAUAUAUUAGUGAAAAUAGAAAUGACGUUGCCUAGGGGAACAAGGGAAGAAUGAUGGGAGGAGGGAAGGAUGGAGUAGGGGUAAGGGAUACACUCAACAAGGGAUCUACACUUCUAAGAGAUUUGAAAAUAUUAUUAAAUUUAUUUGUGCACAUGUGUAGGUAUGUGCAUCAGAACACAUGUAUGGAUGUCAGAGAACAACUUAUUGGAGUUGGUUUCUCCUAUCAUAUGAAUUUCAGGGUGUGGCUAGGCAGCCACUACAUUCUGGACACCAGGGAUCAAAGUCAGGCCAUCAGGCUUGGCAAUGAGUAUCUUAAUCCACUAAAGCACCUCAUUUUAAAAAAAAACCUAUGUUGCCCCAACUAUUGAGAGUUCAGUUGUAGAUAGCUGUCACCUGCCAGUACUUUCAUUCCUGAAUUGACACAGAAAAUUGUUUUUUUCAAUGCCACACUUCUUCUGGAUUAGCUUGAAGGGGUACAGAAAAAUAAAGAUCUGGAUCUGGCCAAGUCUGAGCACAUAUAUCUAUGUACCCCCUGUAUUAUAUAUGCACAUUUAGGAAGUCCCUUGGGAAGGCUCAUGAGACCACACUCAUCCUUGUGGAUAUACAGGCAGUUACUUGUGGCUGGUGGAGUAGUUUUCUUCUGUGGUGUAACACUGGUAAGGUCACAUGCUUCUGAAAAUAAUAUUAAUCAAACUCACUGAUUCUGAGAGAGGGGGGAGAUUAGAAUAAGUGUUUAUGAAGAAAAAUAUGAA
Molecule: messenger RNA, 2809 nt
Organism: Rattus norvegicus (Norway rat)
Lineage: Eukaryota; Metazoa; Chordata; Mammalia; Rodentia; Muridae
Source: RefSeq, a predicted model, not a curated record